AUGAAGAACUACAUGGACUCAAACAACAGAAUCACGACGGAUUAUGGCGUCAAGCAGACCAACACCGACGAUUGGCUCAGAGUUGCAUCCGGCGACAAGACUGGCCCUGCCUUACUUGAAGAUCACGCCAGCCGUGAGAAGAUUCACCGUUUUGACCACGAGCGUAUUCCUGAGCGCGUUGUUCACGCCAGAGGUGCUGGAGCGUUUGGAACUUUCAAGCUGUUUGAGAGUGCCUCGGAUGUCUCUUCUGCUGGUGUUCUAACCGAUACCUCGCGUACCACACCUGUCUUCCUUCGCUUCUCAACAGUCCUGGGAAGCAGAGGUAGUGCGGAUACUGUCAGAGAUGUUCGUGGCUUUGCCGUCAAGUUCUACACCGAGGAAGGUAACUGGGACAUUGUUGGCAAUGACAUUCCAGUUUUCUUCAUCCAGGAUGCUCUCAAGUUCCCCGAUGUGAUCCACUCCGGCAAGCCCGAACCUCACAACGAAAUUCCUCAAGCACAAACCGCUCACAACAACUUCUGGGAUUUCCAAUAUCUUCAUUCUGAGGCGACCCACAUGUUCAUGUGGGCCAUGUCUGACAGAGGCAUUCCUCGUUCGUACCGCAUGAUGCAAGGAUUUGGUGUGAACACCUACAAGUUGAUCAACGCCAAGGGAGAGUCUCACCUUGUCAAAUUCCACUUCACUCCUCAUCUCGGUGUGCACAGUUUCGUGUGGGAUGAAGCCUUGAAGCUGGCAGGACAGGACCCCGACUUCCACCGCAAGGAUCUUUGGACUGCAAUUGAGGGAGGCCAAUACCCAAAGUGGGACUUUGGUAUUCAAACCAUCCCCGAAAGCCAGGCAGACGAUUUCGAUUUCGACCCUCUGGAUGCUACCAAGAUCUGGCCUGAAGAAGAUUUCCCAGUGAGAUACAUUGGAGAACUCGAGCUUAACCGCAACCCGGAUGAAUACUUCCCCCAGACUGAGCAAGUUGCUUUCUGUACCGGUCAUGUCGUGCCAGGCAUUGGCUUCUCAGAUGAUCCUUUGUUGCAAGGCCGCAACUUCUCCUACUCGGACACCCAGCUCUCCCGUCUUGGUGUUAACUGGCAGGAGCUGCCCAUCAACAAGCCCAUGUGCCCCGUCAUGAACCAGAACCGAGAUGGAGCCAUGCGUCACAGCAUCACCAAGGGAACUGUGAACUACUGGCCAAACCGUUUCGAGGCCACAAAGCCUGCCACUGCCGACGAGGGCGGUUACGUCGAUUUCCCUCAGAAGGUUGCCGGCAUGAAGACUCGUCUACGCAGCAAGAAGUUCUCCGAACACUACAACCAAGCUCAGUUGUUCUACAACUCCAUGUCUGAGCACGAGAAGAUGCACAUCAUGAACGCACUCUCUUUCGAGCUCGAUCACUGUGACGACCCGGUUGUGUACAAACGCAUGGUUGAGAGGCUGUGUGAGAUUGAUCUCGACCUCGCUCGUGGAGUUGCAGAGAUGGUUGGCGCUGACAUCCCUGAGGAGGCCCGUCGUGUCAACUCAGGAAAGCGUUCCAAGAACCUUUCUCAGGAGGACUUCCCUCCCAAGAAUCUGACCAUCGCAACCAGAAUGGUGGCCAUUCUCAUCGCAGACGGUUAUGACUCUAUUGCUUACAAUGCAGUCAAGGCUGCCUUGGCAGCUCAGGGUGCUCUUCCCUUUACCAUUGCUCCUCGUCGUACACCUAUUUAUGCUGCUGGCGAGAGCAAGGAGUCAGGCAAGGGUCUUGUUCCUGACCACAACUUGGAAGGUCAACGCAGCACUAUGUAUGAUGCCAUCUUCAUUCCUGGUGGAGCUGACAGCAUUGCCACUCUCCGCAAGAACGGCCGAGCUUUGCACUAUGUGAGAGAAGCCUUCGGCCACUUGAAGAGUAUCGGCGCCACAGGCGAAGCUGUUGCAUUCGUCAAGGAUGCUUGUCAGCUACCCGGCGUCACUUUCUCCGAGAGCAACGAUGUUGUCGACUCUUAUGGUGUUGUCACUGCUUCCCAAACCGAGGUUAACAGUUUCAAGGAGGCCAUAUCCCUUGCCAAGGGCGCAAAGGACUUCACAACUGCCUUCUCGUACGCUAUCUCUCAGCACAAGAACUACCAGCGUGAGCUUGAUGGCUUGGCAAACAUGGUCGCUUACUAG
This is a messenger RNA of Aureobasidium melanogenum CBS 110374, 2136 nucleotides long. RefSeq names its product CAT2 catalase. Gene Ontology annotation, cellular component: cytosol. Gene Ontology annotation, molecular function: catalase activity; heme binding. Gene Ontology annotation, biological process: response to oxidative stress; hydrogen peroxide catabolic process. NCBI's taxonomy places the organism in Eukaryota, Fungi, Ascomycota, Dothideomycetes, Dothideales, Saccotheciaceae. The coding region runs from base 1 to 2136 and encodes 711 amino acids. The transcript is spliced from 4 exons. The record is from RefSeq and is a predicted model, not a curated record.